UUCCAUUUUUAUUAAUUCAAUUACUGAAGUUAAGUCAGUCCAUUUAGAUAUUUUUUUUUCCAAGCAGGGUCACGAGGGAGCACGCACCGACAUUCUCUCUCAGGUUUCUAGCUUGCAAAAGUUUUCCCAUGCAAGCAAAGUCACAUCCCACAGCAGAGGAGAGGCGUGUUCACACCAGCGCUCAUGUCAGGUGGACGAGGGGUGGGGUGGAGCCUUGUUACCUGUGCGGAGCAGGUAACCAGCACACAGGGGAAAGAGUGCACCUGUUCCCGUUCCCAGGGCUGCCUUCCUUUACCGGACGAGCCACCACGGGCAGCUCAUCAUGGAUGCCAAGGAGGCCGGCGGCGCGGAGAAGAACAAGGAGAAGGUGAUCAAGCGCAGGAACCGACCGGUGUUCCUGCGCUACCUGGAGAGGAGGAAGACGGACAGCAUCGUGGCCGACGAGACCUGCAAAGGUGACAUCAACCUGGGGACGCUGGUGAGGCGCAGUCAGUCUGACAAGACGGAGUACAGCGCUAAACUUAAAGAAAAAAUGACACCGCACGACUUGUCCAGCCCUGCUUCACCAGCACUAGACCCAGAGGAGGUUCGUUCGAGAAAAAUGAACCGCAGAUCAAAAGUCAUCCAAGAGCUGAUGCAGACUGAAAAAGACUACCUCACUGACCUGGAGUUGUGCACCCGAGAGGUGGUGCAGCCCCUGAGAAACAUACAGGUAAUCGAUGUGGAUCGUCUGUUCACCAACAUGGAGACGGUGUGCGGGGUAUCAGCUGCGCUCCUCAACAGACUCGAGGAAGCCAUGUCUGACUCAGAUCCUGAGGCGGUCAUUAUAGGAGAGGUAUUCAUCCAAGCAAAGGCAGCUUUAGAGGACGUUUACAAGAUUUACUGUUACCAUCACGAUGAUGCCAACAUGGUGCUGGAAUCCUACGAAAAAGAGGAAGGAAUAAAGCAACAUUUCACCACGUGUGUAUUAGCAAUGAAGAAACUCUAUGACCAAGAAGGGAAGCCCCACCUGCUGGACAUGGGCUCGCUCCUCAUCAAGCCAGUCCAGAGGAUCAUGAAGUACCCGCUGCUGCUUGGCGAGCUGUGGCAGGCCACGCCCGAAGACCAUCCCGAUUCCCGGCCGCUGCAGGAGGCCUUCACCGCUACAAAGAUCAUCAACAUCAACAUCAAUGAGUUCAAGAGACGCAAGGACAUCGUGAUGAAGUACAAAAACUCGGAGGAUGAAGGAACUCUGCGGAAACUUCACAAGUUCAACAUCCACUCCAUUCGGAAGAAAGGCGACAGGUUUGCUGGGUACCUGAAGAUCCUCACUGGAGUUGAACCACAGGUGAGGGAUGAAGUGUUUGACAGAGAGGAGAAGCUGUUCAGGAGCCUGGAAAAAGCUGUCAGGCAGCUGGUUAAGAAUGUCCAAAGUUACUUGCAGUACACUCAGGAAAUGGUAUCCGUCGCCGUUAACAAUGUCCAUGGAAUGGAGAGGAUAAUCAAGGAGUCAAACGGCUCAUCGCACAAAAACAGUGACAAUCCCUAUGAGCACUAUAAAGACAACAUGGAGCGUCUGGUCCUCGCCCCGCUCACAUCUCUUCAGGGCAUGUUCACUGCGCCUCAAAAGCUCAUCCAGAAACGUUACGACAAACUGCUGGAUUACUGCAGCCGGCUGGAGCGCUCGUCGUUCUCCCCCUCAUCCUCGUCAUCGUCAACCUCUUCCUCCACCCCGUGCCUGGUAUCGGUUGACCCGCCCGGUCCUGCCAGGAGGGACUACGAGGCUCUCAACGCAUUACUCGUGGAGGAGUUGCAGCGGUUCAACGUGGCUUCCUAUGCCAUCCUCACCAACUGUGCAGUUUAUGUUGUGGCUUUGCUCCGAGGCCUGAUGGAGGAAAUAUUGUUGGGAGUUCCCUCCGUGCAGCAAUUACCGGCUCCGUUGUCUAACAUCGCUGAGGUGCAGAACAGCAUCAUGGAUGAGCUGAAUAAUCUGGCAUUUGUCAAGGAGAAUGCACAGAAACUAAUGGAGCGGAAAGUCAGCUUCGAGAGGCAACGGGACAAGAAAAUAGCGACGCCGGAGGUGGAACAUCAGACAGAAGAGCAACGUGCCCGACUGUUGGCCGAAUUUCCCCCAAGUCGUCUUUACCAGCUCAAGAGGAAGUGCAACGGCUGCCAGAAGGAGGACCUCAGCCUGCUGGAGGGGGAACUGGUGGCCUUGCUGGAGGACACAGACCCAUUGGGCAGCAGCAGCCGCUGGCUGGUUCAUACCGGAGGUGAGCAGGGUUACGUGUACUCCACGUUCUUGAAGCAGUACAACCCUCUGAGGGACUCGCAGAGGGGAGGCCAGCUGGCUAAACAGCAGCAACAACAACAGCAGCAGCAGCUGCCGCCCGCAAUGGCCGACGAGGACUUUGACGACCUGAGACUUUUCGUUUCGGGCAGUGGGAGCAGCAGCCUGAGAAGCUUCAGCAUCAACACCACAGACAGCGGCUCCAACCUUUCAGGCCCUCAGGGCGAACUGGACACACCGGACGACCAGGAGGCUGCAUUUGACAGCGACGCUCAGCAGUACUACGCUGUAUAUGCAUUUCAAGCCCGUUGUGACCAGGAGCUAACGUUGCAGGAGUACCAGCAUGUCCGCAUUUUGCAGUUCAACGACCUGGGCGGGAAUAAGGAAUGGUGGCUGGCGGAGGUUGAUGGCCAGCGGGGAUACGUCCCGGCCAACUACCUUGGCAGGAUGUCCUAUGCAUAAAACAAAACAAAAAUCUCCUGAUUUCAAACCAACCUGUGAUGUUUCAAACUAGACUUAUUGUUUCACUGACCGUUUCAACUGAAUGUCAACCACUUUGUCCUUUGUGGAACCAAACUGUGGAUCUUGUCAUAUUGAGAGGGUGACCUACUGAAGAACAUGCGAUUUAAAAAAAUGUUAUAAUUCAAGCUGCUGUGCUGAGCACUUUUACUGUUUGUAUGACAGUGUUGAGUUUCAAAGUCGUAUCUGUGAAGUCAAAUUUUAUAUGAACGUAUUUUUGGAUGAAGUAAAGCUUGUACGUGAAAUAAUUUAUCAGAUAAA
Messenger RNA from Hippocampus zosterae (dwarf seahorse), 3049 nucleotides. It is a transcript of the gene arhgef38, whose product is annotated as Rho guanine nucleotide exchange factor (GEF) 38. Bases 323 to 2731 code for a protein of 802 amino acids. Lineage: Eukaryota; Metazoa; Chordata; Actinopteri; Syngnathiformes; Syngnathidae. Gene Ontology annotation, biological process: intracellular signal transduction. Gene Ontology annotation, cellular component: cytoplasm. The transcript is spliced from 14 exons. Gene Ontology annotation, molecular function: protein binding; guanyl-nucleotide exchange factor activity. The record is from RefSeq and is a predicted model, not a curated record.